CCGGGAAUCAAGCAUGCCACCCAAGGCUAGCGGCAAGGCGGUGAAGAAGGCCGGCAAAGCUCAGAAGAAUAUCAGCAAGACCGACAAGAAGAAGAAAAGGAAGAGGAAGGAGAGCUAUGCUAUCUAUAUCUACAAAGUACUGAAGCAAGUCCAUCCUGACACCGGUAUCUCCAGCAAGGCUAUGAGUAUCAUGAAUAGUUUCGUCAAUGAUGUUUUCGAACGCAUUGCUGCCGAGGCAUCACGGUUGGCUCAUUACAACAAACGCUCCACCAUCACCUCUCGGGAAAUCCAAACUGCCGUUCGGCUUUUACUGCCCGGUGAAUUGGCGAAGCACGCGGUCAGUGAGGGAACCAAAGCUGUUACCAAGUACACGAGCUCAAAGUGAACGA
Molecule: messenger RNA, 389 nt
Organism: Dinoponera quadriceps
Lineage: Eukaryota; Metazoa; Arthropoda; Insecta; Hymenoptera; Formicidae
Product: histone H2B-like
Exons: 1
Coding region: 14-385 (123 amino acids)
Cellular component (GO): nucleosome
Molecular function (GO): DNA binding; structural constituent of chromatin; protein heterodimerization activity
Source: RefSeq, a predicted model, not a curated record